CUCAUAUUAUAGAACCCGACCCAUGUGGCGCAGACGUCAUCGCCUAUUACACGUUUGACCGAUCUUUCCGAGACGUUUGCUUUGGCCACAACGCUCAGAAAGAUGGAUCUUUCCCUGAACAGCCACCAACAGGCAUAAUGAAUGCAGCUGUCAGAUUUGGAGGUGACACGUUAACAAGACUCCGUGUACCAAGCCUAAAUGGUUACCCAUGGGGAUCGAAGUUCUCCGUUAGCUUUUGGUUCAAAGCAUUUUGGUUCACAGAGAAGAAUAUCCGAGGCCUUAUCAACAAUGGUCUGGUAAGCAAUGGAACAGGUAGUUGGGAAAUAUAUCUUAAUACUGAUCAUUCUAUUGGUGCAUCUGUUGUGACGUCACACUCGGCAAAAACCUGGCCUAGGAUAACUGAAACCGCUGUUGAUCAUUGGCAUCAUCUGGUUAUGACGUACGAUGGCAAAACUAUCAAUUUUUACCUCAACAACCACCUUAAGUUAACCGACUCGGAGUGUUGCCAUGGGGAUAUCGUCAGCAAAAAUAGCGACGUUGUGCUUGGUCAUAGUGGAAAAAAUCAUCGCUAUGGCGAUUACCACUAUCAUGAUUUUCAUGGCUACAUUGACGAAAUGAAAUUGUUUAAAAGAGCUUUAACCGCUCACGAGGUUCUAAAACUUUAUCGUCUUAAAGUAGUUUAA
Messenger RNA from Paramuricea clavata, 683 nucleotides. The record is from the annotation of a GenBank genome assembly. NCBI's taxonomy places the organism in Eukaryota, Metazoa, Cnidaria, Anthozoa, Malacalcyonacea, Plexauridae.